AUGCUCAUGUCCGAGAAUCCAGAUGCUGAAAAAAGCCAUGCAAUCCUCAAGCAGAUUGAGUACUACCUCUCCGACAAGAAUUUGGUUCAUGACAAGUUCUUCUGCAACUUGCUGGCCGAGAAUGACGGCUGGGUUGCCAUCGCGCCUUACUUACUCUCCUGCAACAAGAUCAAGGCUCUAGAUACCAGUGCUCAGGAGAUUGAAGAUGCACUUCAGCACUCCAGUGCCUUGGAAGUGGACCGUGUUUCGGGUCGGAUUCGUCGCAAGACUCCCUUUCAGCUGCAUACCGGUCAAGACAAAGGCACAGGAAAGGGAAAGGCCGACAAAGGCAAAGGGAAAGGUAGCGGACAUUCGGAAUCGCGUGCAGCACCUGUCUAUGAUCGCACCGGACCAUGCGGUUACUUCAUUGCGGGCUAUUGCCAUCGUGGAAAUACGUGCAGCGUACAGCAUUCGAUACCAUAUGCAGAGGCGAUCAGGAAUGAGUGGCUGCAUCCGGAUGACUCCGCCAUGAAGGAAGCCCUGCGAACUGCAGCUUCAGAGCUGCUCGGAGCCAGAGAGGUUAGUGCUGCUGCCUUGUUCCCCCGAGUCUUUUCCCAGAAGCUGCGCUGCAAGCCUGCCCAGACCGAGACCGAGACAGACCUCUCUGACUUGGGAUUCCAGUGGGGUCCGGAUCCUGGGACAGUUGAGACCCAUGCGCAAAAACCUGGGCGAUGGGCAAGAAAGAAGGGACCUGUCUCCCAGGAAGCGCCGCCUGCACCUCCCUUGUCCGCUUCGGGGGCAUCUCCUUCUCCUCAGGGCAUUCGAUACUUCCUUGUCUUUGACUUGGAGGGCAAGCACGAAAUAAUAGAAUUUCCUGUCUUGCUGAUCGACGCCGUCGCUGGAAGUGAAAUCGGAAGAUUUCAACGGUUUGUACGCCCAACAAAACUGUUCGAAGGUUGUCCUGUCACAGACACACCUGCAAUUCCCUUCCCGGAUGUUCUGGCAGAGUUCAACACGUGGCUAUCAGAGAAGAUCGGCCGACGGCUUCAAGACUUGGCGGGACGAGGAAUGGAAGAUGUUGCUUUCGUGACGUGUGGUGAUUGGGACUGCAAACACAUCAAGACCCAGUGCGGCAUUUGCGGAGUGCCGUUUCCCAGAGCCUUUGCGCAGUGGAUAAACAUAAAGCGGACAUACUCGGAAGCCUAUGGUGGAGAGUUCAGAGGCAUGAAGAGUAUGCUUGCAAGACUCCGUCUGCUUGACAGAGAUGGCAAUCCGAGACAUGGCUUUCAUCAUCUUGGCAUGCAUGAUGUAGAGAACAUCGCACGGUGUUUGAUUCACUUGCUUGACAGCGAUGUCGUACUGGAGAUCAACGGCUGGCUUCCAGGCUGA
This is a messenger RNA of Symbiodinium sp. CCMP2592, 1368 nucleotides long. The record is from the annotation of a GenBank genome assembly. Lineage: Eukaryota; Dinophyceae; Suessiales; Symbiodiniaceae.